GCGUAUCGCGAUUUAAACACAAUUCAAUGCCAAAAGCAGCAAUGUUGAUUAGAACACCGCCAUUGGCCAGGUAUCGGGCAGGUGAAGCCAGGUGAGGCCAGUCCGGACCGGACUGGAUGGGAGGUGGUAGAGAAGCAACCGAGGAGGAAGGUAGGGAGCGAAAGUGAGCGCGUCUCCAAGAAUGGGCAAGAAGGCGCGGUGACUGCUGCGAAACGGUGACAGAAAACCUCGCGGUGGGCGACGAUAGAGUCUCCGGGGUCUCGGCGGAUCGCCGUUUCGAUCGGAUCUCCCCUCGAUCGUCCGUCGGUCGCGAAAAGCGCGGACAGCGAGGCGCGGUGGCGGAAUGCGCCGCCGUUGAGGAAAUCGCGACGACGAGGUGUCUCGUGGUAUCGUAGCUGGUACCAGUAACCAGUCCGCCAGCACGCCCCGCAGAAAGAGGGAGAUCGCGAGGGACGGAGAGAGAGAAAGAGAGACGCGUGCGUGCCGUGUUACGAACGUGUUGCUGAUGCGAUGCAAGCCAGUGAUUCUCACCUCGGCGUCGCGAGGUAACGCGUGGAAGAAGAAGGCUGCUCCUGCGCGCACCUCGACGUGUAUUCAGUGAGCGUGAAGCCGCGGUGACGUAAACGUGCCCGCACGAACCGUCCUUCUCUCCGUCCGCGAGACGCGUAACGCGGAGUAUUCCCUACUUCGGCGGCGAGAUGACGAGGAAACUCAGCAAGUUCUUGAUACUUUUCGAUAACACGAAUCUACUGUACUUUCCGGGCCACUUCUUGUCCGGCCGUGUUCUCAUAGAGCUGGACGACGAAGCUUACGUCUCGGGACUGCAUUUCCAUGUUGUGGGAGAAGGUGUAGUCCGGGUACGCAGUCAGCGUGCCGAGAGAGUUUACGACAAAGAGAAUUACAUCGAUUUUCGCAUGCGGCUGCUGGGCGAAGGACCGUCAUUGCUAUCUCCCGGAAUACAUAGCUUUCCCUUCAAAUUGGGGUUGCCGUUGGGUCUGCCCUCCACUUUUCUCGGAAAACACGGAUGGGUGCAAUACUACUGUAAGGCGGCUCUUCGCGAGCCGGGUGGACUCACUCACAAAAACCAGCAGGUCUUCAUCGUCAUGAAUCCGAUCGACUUGAAUCUGGAACCUCCGAUAUUAGCGCAACCGGCGAGACAGGAGAUUGAACAGCGCGUGGGUGUCUCCUGCGUCUCGGGCGGUCCUGUAUUCUGCCGAGUGAGCCUGGAUCGGGGUGGAUACGUACCCGGGGAAACGAUCGGUAUUUCUGCGACUGUCAGCAAUCGCAGUAAGGUGACGAUGAAGUCGACCAAGGCGUCGCUCACCGAGACGAUACAGUACCUGUGUCGGGGUAAAGUGCUCGCCAGCGAGACUCGCGAGCUGGCCAGCGUUUCCAGGGGGAAGAUUCGACCGGGCGAGGGCGAGGAGUGGCUCAACGAACAAAUGUACGUCCCACCCUUGCCGCCGACGAAUCUGAGAGGGUGCCACUUGAUCAACGUUCUUUACCACGUUUACUUCGUCAUAAGCCCGAAGAGCUUGGACAAAGAAAUCAAGUUACAAAUACCGAUCGUGCUGGCCACGUACCCCUUGAGGCCGGAGAGCGCGCCAGCUGGUACAGCGCCGUCCAAACGGGGCGCCCAUUAUCCAUCGACGCUACCAAUCUUCCGACCUUGGCUCGACGACAAGGCCUUCGAAAUACAAGAGUGAAAGCUCAACGUAUCUAUUAUUGGAUUAUUACAAAAUUAGUGUCUUCGUAACAAGGUACCAAUUUUCGAUGAUCGCGGCUGCGCCCUUAUGAUCAUUCCGUCAAAAAUCUUCAUCGAUUCUUGUAUUGCUAGUCACAGCAACGCUUACAUAAAAUUUUGAAGAAUCGAUGGCGAUCUUUGAAGAUAUCUGGUGCAAUUACAUGUAGCUGCUAAAAGAAUUUAAUGUACAUUAAAUCUUACAAGUACUGACAAUACGCUAACUCAGUUAAUCGCGUGUUCAUUUCAUAAAGAAACAGAUGUAUAAAUUGUAUAAUAUUGUAUAAUAUAAAAUAAUUGCAUAACCCCUUUUGCGCCAAGCUCUGUGCGGCAAAAGUAAGGAUAGGACCAACUAAAAAUACAUAUUUAUAAGGAACUAUA
Vollenhovia emeryi is the source of this 2122-nucleotide messenger RNA. It is a transcript of the gene Vdup1, whose product is annotated as arrestin domain-containing protein 2. The coding region runs from base 699 to 1706 and encodes 335 amino acids. Gene Ontology annotation, cellular component: cytoplasm. The record is from RefSeq and is a predicted model, not a curated record. Gene Ontology annotation, biological process: protein transport. Lineage: Eukaryota; Metazoa; Arthropoda; Insecta; Hymenoptera; Formicidae. The transcript has 6 exons.